Aspergillus caelatus is the source of this 1627-nucleotide messenger RNA. Its product is annotated as putative glutamine-serine-proline rich protein. The transcript has a single exon. The coding region runs from base 280 to 1404 and encodes 374 amino acids. The record is from RefSeq and is a predicted model, not a curated record. NCBI's taxonomy places the organism in Eukaryota, Fungi, Ascomycota, Eurotiomycetes, Eurotiales, Aspergillaceae.
AGGUUGAAGUUCUGAAGAGGGACCAGAAUGUCAAUUGUGGCUUGCUUUGUCCUUAUCCUCGGCUGUGGCAGUGCCCACAGCCUUGUAAGGCACAGCCACCCCACCCGAUGCCAUCCUUUCUUUGGGUCACGGCGUUUUAAAUAUAAAUAACCUCACUUCGACUUCCUCUGGCAAAGGACAAAGAUCUUCCUACUACUUUGGAUUGACUCUCUGCCUUUGUGUCGGUACUAGUUCUUUAUUCGUAACGAUUUCCACCGUCACUACCUCCAUCUUUUCACCAUGACGAUGCGAGAAUAUCCUGGUGGAGACCAGCAAACCCCCACCGGCUAUGGCUAUGGGGGAAACAACAACAGACAAGGCAACCCAUCGCCUCAGUCUUUUAACCACCCGAACGCCAGUGGCUACUAUCCGUAUCCUCCUUCGGGUUCGAACCCUUCGGAGACAAAUUAUAACUACAACUCUGGGAAUCAGUACUACCCCCCGCAGUCGGAAUAUCCUCAGCCGCAGCCAUGGGGUGGACCCUCGCCUUCACCCGGCCCCUACUACCAGCAGCCGGAGAACCGAUCAUAUCAAAACGCUCCAUAUGGGGGACAGCCACCAUAUCCCCAUUCUGAAUCCCCCCGACCGAACGAGAAGGACGCCUACCCUCCUCAACCAUAUCCUUCUUCCUCCCCGCAACAGACGGGUUACGGUCAAUACCCGCCAGCGCCACCACCUUAUUCCCCCCAGCCCACCGGUAGCACAGAUACCCCGAAUGGUGAACCGGAGGAAAAGGAGAGAGGAUUUCUCGGGGCGGUCGCGGGCGGGGCGGCUGGUGCCUACGGUGGUCAUAAGGUCAAUCACGGCUUCCUUGGCGCCAUCGGUGGAGCGAUAACCGGCUCAGUCGCGCAGGACGCGAUGAAGAAACAUAAAAAAGAGAAGGAAGAGGAGGAGAAGAAAAAGCAAUGGGCCGCCCAGCAAGCAGCUCAGCAAGCAGCGCAGCAACAGGCUCAACAAUACGCUCAGCAACACGCUCCCCCUCCCAUGUUCUCCCCGCCCCCGCAGCAUGGGCCUCAUGGGCCUCACAGGCCCGAUCCAACCCCACUGCGUGGGAACUUCUCUGCCUCAUCUCGCGACAUCCGCUUGGAGAGGGGUCAUGACCUCGUCGCCCACUGUGGUGCCAUCUCGGGUCAAAUGCGUCCUUCUUCGAUUCCGCUCAAUAACGUGCUGUCUAAUCAGUUUGGCAAGUUUGUGUGGGCGCGAAAUGGGAACUUUGCCGCGUCGGCGCGGAACAUUCGGCUGAUCGAAGGGGGUAAAGUGCUAGAGGCUGAACUCGCGAACGGCCGAGGGGGGUGGGAUCGGGCAUGGAUGAGGUUGGAUGAGCGGAUCUCCAAUCAGGACGGCAACCUUGUCUUCUUGGAUUAGAUCUGGCACCUGUUCUUCCUCACUAUGGUUUCGUUGCUCGUCCUCUUUUCGCCCUUCCCUCUUAGUCGUAACGAAAUAGUUUCAAGAUGGCCAGAAUGAAUUUUUUAAUAUUUACGAAUAGGUAAUCCCUAUGGUCCCAGCAUGAUUUUCGUAUUUUUGUUUAUGAUCGGAACAAUUUCCAUUGUUAAGGGAGGUGUGAUAGACCAACGGACUUGAGGUUAAA